AUGAUGACUACUCUAGAAGCUGUCAAGAAGAAGCAAAACUAUACUAGUGUACAUGAGGCAGUGAAAGCUGGUGAUGUAGAACAGCUUGCGUCAAUGAUAAAAAGUGGAGCCAGAAUUAAUGAGGUGGAUUUAGUUGACAAAUUCACACCACUGCACUGUGCUGCACACUCUGGAAGUCUGGAGUGCCUUCACUGGUUGCUCUGGCAUGGAGCUGAUACAGCACACGUAGCUGUCAGAGGCUGGACAGCAGCUCACCUUGCAGCUAUCCGGGGUCAGGAUGCCUGCAUGCAGGCUUUGUUAAUAAAUGGAGCAAACGCAGAAGCUCAGGAUGAUCGUGGGUGCACUCCGACCCACUUAGCUGCAGCCCAUGGGCAGUCUUACACCUUACAAACCAUACUGCGAAGUGGAGCGAAUGUAAAUGUUUCAGACAGGAAUGACUGGAAGCCUGUUCAUUAUGCUGCGUUUCAUGGUCGCUUGGGGUGUUUGCAGCUUCUUGUUAGAUGGGGAGCAUGUAUAGAUGAUGUGGAUAACAAUGGAAACCUUCCAGCUCAUCUGGCAGCCGUGGAAGGACACCUGCAUUGUUUUAAGUUCUUGGUCAGUAAGAUGGCCAGUGUCAUGCACACACUGAAAGCCAGGAAUGACCAAGGAGAGACUCCAAGGGACUUGGCUGAACGGUUCUAUAAAGAUAAUAUUCUGCAAUAUAUUGACAGUGUGGAAAAAGAGGAGGAGCAUCCAGAGACACAGGAAGUUUUAGCUUUCCCAGCCCAUGGCGCUGCUUUCAAAGGGGACUUGUUAGUGCUUACAAGAUUAGUGAGAAGUGGAGUAAUCAAUAUUAAUGAGCGGGAUGAUAAGGGAUCCACUCUCAUGCACAAAGCUGCUGAACGGGGGCAUAUCCAUUGCUUACAGUGGUUGAUCGAAAUGGGAGCUGACUGUGACAUUACAAAUGAUGCUGGAGAGACUCCAAAGGAUGUAGCCAAGAGAUUUGCCCAACUGGCAGCUGUGGAACUUCUGACACAAAGAACUGGAGACAGUAACUCUAGUGAUGAAGAACUAGAUGCAAACAACAUGAAGUUUUUUGAAAGACAUGGUGUGGAAGGGAGUACAGAUAGCAAAGAAGAUUUAACACUGGGUAAAGCAGAGAAAAGGAACGCACGCAUAAGGGCCUAUCACAAGAUUCAAGAACUUCAACACCUUCUAGAGAUUGCCUACAGCAACUACAGACAGCUGGGAGGAAUAACUGAGGAGGAGAAGAAGAUGAAAAAAGAAGAAAGGGAACUUGAGAAGGCUGUGAGGGAGCUGGAGGCCCAGCUGGAAUAUGAGCGAGUCAGGCGGGAGAAGCUGGAGAGCCAGCUGGAUGACUACCGAGCAGAGAUAAACCACCUUAGAAAAAGCCUGGAGAAAACUCGUGUCCCCCCUGCUCUCCCCCUGGAGGCUGAGACCGUCUCCAAGUCUUGCAAAGAGAAAAAGAAAGUAAAGAAGAAACCAGCAGGCAGCCCUGGAGGAGUAUUUGUGAGACUGCGCUGA
Charadrius vociferus (killdeer) is the source of this 1524-nucleotide messenger RNA. It is a transcript of the gene ANKRD42, whose product is annotated as ankyrin repeat domain 42. The transcript has 12 exons. Bases 1 to 1524 code for a protein of 507 amino acids. Gene Ontology annotation, molecular function: protein binding. Lineage: Eukaryota; Metazoa; Chordata; Aves; Charadriiformes; Charadriidae. The record is from RefSeq and is a predicted model, not a curated record.